GAUGCAGCUUGACCUUGCUUUCACUGUCAGAAGAUGUUUAACUGCAACACGUCAGUGAUCAAAGAGGAACCAAGAGAAGACCUUGACGUCACCCCGGCUGUGGGAAGCGAUGACGGAUCCUGGAGAAUCGCUGGGGAGAAGACUCUUAUGGAGGACACUCUUGGCCCCGAUGUAAAGCCAGAGCAAUGCAAAGAGGAACCAGGAGAAGACCUUGAUGUCACCCCAGCUGGGAGAAGUGAUGGUGGACCCUGGGGAAUUGCUGGGGAGAAGACGCCCGAGGAGGACACUCUUGGCCCCGAUGUAAAGUCAGAGCAAUGCAAAAAGGAACCAGGAGAAGACCUUGACGUCGCCCUGGUUGGGAGAAGCAAUGGCGGACCCUGGGGAAUUGCUGGGGAGAAGACCCCCAAAGAGGAUGCUCUUGACCCCGAUGUAAAGCCAGAGCAAUGCAAAGAGGAACCAGGAGAAGACCGUGAUGGCACCCCAGCUGGGAGAAGGAAUGGCGGACCCUGGGGAAUUGCUGGGGAGAAGACCCCUGAGGAGGACUCUCUUCAUCGCGAUGUAAAGCCAGAGCAAUGCAAAAUACCUCUGGCAGGAGAGGCCAAUGAGGUUGAGCCAGACACCAAGCAGGGGGCACCCCUCCGGUGGGUGGUGAAGGAAGAGGGCAACGGGGGCGCAACGGUGCUGAGCGAAAACGAAUGGAGCCAGCUUCCUCUUCGUCCCUCUUUAUCAGGCAAAGAUGGGAGCGAGAGUAAGGAGGAGGAGAAUGCGUAUAAAAAAAUCAACACAGGAGAGAAACCGUAUAAAUGUGUGGAUUGUGGAAAGAGCUACAGUACCAAAUGGAAUCUUAAUGAUCACAAAAAAACCCACACGGGAGAAAAACCGCAUCAUAAAUGCCUGGAGUGUGGAAAGUCCUUCACUGAGAAAGCAUACCUGAAAGUGCACAGAAGAAUCCACACUGGAGAGAAACCAUAUAAAUGCCAGGAGUGUGGAAAGAGCUUCAGGGAGAGAGGACACUUUACUGUACAUACAAGAACCCACACAGGAGAGAAACCGUAUAAAUGUGUGGAGUGCGGAAAGGGCUGCACUACCCAAUGGAAACUUAAUGAACACAAAAGAACCCAUACGGGGGAAAAUCUGCUUUAUAAAUGUGUGGAGUGUGGAAAGGACUGCGCUACAAAAUGGAAACUUAAUAUGCACAAAAGAACCCACACGGGAGAGAAACCGUACACAUGUGUGGAAUGUGGAAAGAGCUUCACUGGGAAUGCAUCCCUCAAAAUGCACAGAAGAAUCCACACAGGAGAGAAACCAUAUACAUGUGUGGAAUGUGGAAAGAGCUUCAGUGCAAGGACGAAUCUCAGUGCGCAUGAAAGAACCCACACGAAAGAGAAACCCUAUAAAUGUGCGGAGUGUGGAAAGAGCUUUGCUGAGAGUUCAAGCCUUAAAGUGCACAGAAGAAUCCACACAGGAGAGAAACCAUAUAAAUGCCUGGAGUGUGGAAAGAGUUUUGCUGUGAGAGGACACCUUACUGGGCAUACAAGAACCCACGCAGGAGAGACACCAUACAAAUGUGUCGAGUGUGGAAAGAGCUUCAGCACGAGGACGAAUCUCAGUGUGCAUGAAAGGACCCACACGAAAGAGAAACCAUAUGAAUGCUUGGAGUGUGGAAAGAGCUUCGGUGUGAAAGGACACCUUACUCAACAUAAAAGAACCCACACGGGAGAGAAACCACACAAAUGUGUGGAGUGUGGAAAGGGCUGCAGUACAAAAUGGGAACUUAAUGCGCACAAAACAACCCACACGGGAGAAAAACCGUAUAAAUGUGUGGAAUGUGGAAAGAGCUUCCGUUCGAGGAGGAAUCUCAGUUUGCAUGAAAGGACCCACAUGAAAGAGAAACCAUAUAAGUGCCAGGAGUGUGGAAAGAGCUUCUGUGUGAAAGAGUAUCUUACUGUGCAUAACAGAAUCCACACGGGAGAGAAGCCGUACAAAUGUGUGGAGUGCGGAGUGUGCUUCCGUAUCAAAGAGCAUCUUACGAAGCAUAAUAGAACCCACACGGGAGAAACACUACCCAUGCUUGGAGUGUCACAAGAGCUUCAGGCAGAGCGCCCAGCUUUCUCACCACAGGAAGAUCCACACUGGGGAGAAGCCGUAUAAAUGUGCCUUGUGUUGCCAUCAGAGAAACCACAAGUGGCAAGACCUGUAGGAAUAUCACAGAGCUUCCUUUACAUCACACAAGUCAAUGAGAUGACUAUAUUGUAUGGACUAUGUUACGAGGGUUGAAUGAAAAGUAAUGCCUCUACCUUCGUUACUACCUUCGUAAAUCAAACGCAGAAAUAAUCCUUAGAAAGUGCUCUUUAACUACCACUCCUGAAUCAAUCUGUCAACCUUUUGUUUGUGAAACUCGGUGGUUGCUGUCACAGGACGUCCAACUCUUUGUUUGUCAUACAAGUCAGAUGUUCCUACCUCAACAUCGUUAAACUUACUCGCCCAACGACACACAGUACUCACAUCAACACAAUCGCCAUAAACAGCUUGCAUUCUCUGAUGAAUCUCCUUUGGGGUGACACCUUCUGCUGUCAAGAAUUCAAUGACUGCACCUUGCUUAAGUCACAUUGACCAACCGUCUGCGCAGGGUUCUAUACUUUGCACUUUACCACCACAACCAUUCAAUGCUAAGGCUUCCUGCCAAAAUGGAACUGUAGAUGAGAGUCUACUGAACAAGCCAGCACCUGGCACAUACCAGUACUGCCAUCUGUUGAGGAGUUACAAAGGUGUAGGCAUUACUUCUCAUUCAACCCUUUUAGAUUGUUAUCCCUUUGAUCAUACAGGAGGGCCUUCCUUUCACUCCCACCCCUGUCGCAGGCGCAACUUGUGGGGAAGAGGGAGAGGGCCUUCUCUGUGGUUGCCCCUAGACUUUGGAACUCGCUACCCGUUGAGAUUAGUCAAACCCCCACACUGGCAUUCGCCUAAUCUAAACACUUGGCUGUUCUGGUGUGCCUUUGAGGAUUAAACAACAAGUCCCUCAUCUUGACCAACUCAGCAUAAUGUCUUUUGAUGCACUUUAUCUCACCCUUCAGUGAAGUAAAUCCCAUUGUUUGUCCCAUCCGAACCUCCCACCAGAUAUAUUACCUUACUCAUCCAUCUCACCCAGGGUUUUAAAAUCCUAUUUGUUGUAUUUAGCCCUGCCCACUUGGUUAUUGUUUUGUUAUUUAUGUUUUACCUUGCAUUUUUUAUUUUAUUUUAUUUUAUUCUAUUUGUUGUGUUAAUUUAUGAUUUUAUGUUGUAUUCUUUUGCUUUACAGAGCAAAAGAGCAGAAACAAGUUAAGUGUUAGAAAGUUAUAAAAUAACAAUUUUAUGUAUUGAAAGGAGUGAAAGACAGUUACAGUCAUAUCCAGGUGGAACUGAAGUAACGUACUUUGUAACAGAUAAGUUUAUGUGCAGAACAAUUCAUAAAUAAACAUUUAUUUAUUUCAACA
Molecule: messenger RNA, 3473 nt
Organism: Anolis sagrei ordinatus
Lineage: Eukaryota; Metazoa; Chordata; Lepidosauria; Squamata; Anolidae
Source: RefSeq, a predicted model, not a curated record